This is a messenger RNA of Aspergillus nomiae NRRL 13137, 1527 nucleotides long. RefSeq lists its product as uncharacterized. Bases 1 to 1527 code for a protein of 508 amino acids. The record is from RefSeq and is a predicted model, not a curated record. Gene Ontology annotation, biological process: transmembrane transport. Gene Ontology annotation, molecular function: transmembrane transporter activity. NCBI's taxonomy places the organism in Eukaryota, Fungi, Ascomycota, Eurotiomycetes, Eurotiales, Aspergillaceae. The transcript has 11 exons.
AUGGCCAAUCGUAAUGAAAGCCCUUCUCAGGAACCUUCCAUCGAGGAGCAACCCCAGCCCCAACCCCAAGAUCAUUGCAAAGAAAAUGGAUACGUGAACACUGUCCAUGAGACGAUCGAACUCCAAGAUGAUCCCAGGAAAUGGUCGCCUAUGAGGAAGUGGAUAACCCUAGCGACAGUGGCAAACGGCUCAUUGGUCGUUGGGUUUGCGCCGAAUAUCUACAAUCCUGCUAUUGAUGCAAUCAAAUCUUCACUCCAUGCUCAGGAUUGGCACAUCUCAUUGACUCUUUCUUUAUUCAUCCUGCUGUCGGGCAUCUUCCCAAUGCCAUGGAGUCUCACUAGCGAGUUGGUCGGCAGAAAGCGUGUGUAUAUGGUUUCCCUAACAAUAGCACUUGGUGGUUACAUUGGCGCUGCGGUCGCAAACUCGAUUGGACUGUUGAUUGGGAUGCGCUGUAUUCAGGCGAUGGGUAAUAGCUCCUUAUUCUCGGUAGGAGCAGGUUCGUUAACCGACAUUUACGAUGUUCACGAGCGCGGAACAAAAUUCGGGAUCUACUAUGCUGCACCCAUGCUUGGACCAUCUCUCGGCCCAGUUCUUGGUGGUAUUUUGACGAAGUACUUGUCCUGGCGCGCUACUUUUUGGUUUCUCGCCAUUUGGAUCGGUGUUACCAUCUUCAGCGUGCUCGCUUUAAUGAAAGAGUCUUUCCGGAAAGAUCGUAGUACUACAUAUCAGGAUGCAUUGGCAAUACGAACUGAAAAGAUCGCUAGGAGGCAAAGCCAGGCGAUACACCGUUCGUCAUGCGAGGAAGGUGCUUCUCAUCACAGCUCAAGAAGCAAGAUAAAUGUCUAUCCUACCGAUCUCAGGGUAGCGACAUCACUAAAGAGGGUCGUUAAGAAGCGUAACAAUGUAGUCCUACUAAUUGCUACAGGGCUGAACUAUGGGUUCACUUACAGUAUAUCUUAUACCUGUACUUUGUCUCUCUCUGACAAAUACCAUCUGGAUGCGCUCAAGAUAGGGCUGGUACUACUUGCUUAUGGACUAGGCAGCAUGGCUGGGAGUGUCCUAGGCGGACGAUAUUCAGAUUAUCUUCUGGCUCGCUCACGCUCCCUGAAUAACACUGCAGUUGCUCCAUCUGAAGUGCGUCUCGCGACCACUAUACCGGGUCUUAUCAUAAUGCCAGCACUGUGCCUUGCAUAUGGGUGGAUGGCGCAAUACACUGUACACAUCUCAGGGAUCGCUAUCAUCCUUUUCUUCGGAGGUCUUUCUUCUAUCUGGGUUUAUUCUCCUACCAUGUCAUACCUGCUUGACAUCAACCCGGGGAAUACUACAGUCACUGUCGCCUGCAACAGCUUCAUACGUGGCCUCCUCGCUUUCUUGUUUGCGGAAGUUGCAGUUCCUCUCCAGAAUGCCAUAGGGGACGGUGGCUUGUACUCGUUAUGGGCUGGCCUGUGGGCCCUUUGCGCUGUCCUAAUACUGAUAGUCUACUUCAAAGGGGGUCACUGGAGAGCGCAAUCUUCUUCAAGCGUUUAA